AUGGAGCUGAUAUGUCUGGAAGCGGCAGUCAUACUGGGGGUUGUUAUUCCUCAUAUAUUCAGCAUCAGCAUGCCCCCUCCACCUUCUGGCUGUUUGGCGUCUGUGGAUCCCUGCAUGUCAAAUUUAUGCAAGAGUGAACAGGCAUUUUAUGGCGGCAUCUGUGAGGAUGAAGGGUGCAAAAUAAAAGGCUCAGAGGUCUGUAACAUGACCAUCCAGACCAUACUGGACCAAUUUCCCUCUCUGCAAGGGUGUGUGUGUGCCUGGGAGGAGGAGUUCUGUGACUCCAUACAAGCACUGGCCACACAAUGCCACCGAACACCAGCACAGCAGAAGAAGAGCACAGUGAUGGACUGGCAGUCAAGCGGUUUGAUAGGCUAUGUGUACGAUGGUGCUGGAUCCUGCUUUGACCAAAUGGAAGUUUGUCUCCGUGAUGCAGUUUGCAACAGGUACCUAGCACCUGUUGCUCAAGCAUGUAUGACAGACCAGUGCGACCUUGACCGAUGUCAGCAAGUAACUCAGCAGUUCUACGGCAGCAUGCCCCACAAUGUUGCAGAGAUGCUGCUCAUGUGUGAGUGUGAGGCUUCGGAUCAGAACUGUCUGCAUAUGAAAACGGCUCUGCACAGUGGCACAUGUGGAGACCAGACCUGGAUCUGCCAGGAUACAGUUGACCAAUGUGUUGAGGACAGUAACUGCAGAGACCUGUUAAAAACUUUCCGAACCAAAUGCUGGAGCUCUGAAGAAGCACAAUGCAGCGACAGUGACCUCUAUAAUGAGGAUUGUUUCACCCAGAUGGAUCCAGCCCUGAUCCUUGGUGCACAUUCUGAAUGUAAAAUGGCCUUCUUGUCCACUUUAGGCACCGCCCUUCACUAUCCUUGUACAUGCAAAGGAGUACACAAUAAUGAUCUACUGACGUGCAACAUGAUUCAUGAUGUCUUUCAUAACAGAUCACACUUCAGUGAGUAG
Messenger RNA from Micropterus dolomieu (smallmouth bass), 963 nucleotides. RefSeq names its product GDNF family receptor alpha like (gene gfral). Gene Ontology annotation, molecular function: signaling receptor activity. The transcript is spliced from 6 exons. Gene Ontology annotation, biological process: nervous system development. Bases 1 to 963 code for a protein of 320 amino acids. Gene Ontology annotation, cellular component: signaling receptor complex; external side of plasma membrane. NCBI's taxonomy places the organism in Eukaryota, Metazoa, Chordata, Actinopteri, Centrarchiformes, Centrarchidae. The record is from RefSeq and is a predicted model, not a curated record.